This is a messenger RNA of Dufourea novaeangliae, 966 nucleotides long. Its product is annotated as 26S proteasome non-ATPase regulatory subunit 10-like. The record is from RefSeq and is a predicted model, not a curated record. Gene Ontology annotation, molecular function: protein binding. Bases 150 to 839 code for a protein of 229 amino acids. The transcript is spliced from 4 exons. NCBI's taxonomy places the organism in Eukaryota, Metazoa, Arthropoda, Insecta, Hymenoptera, Halictidae.
UUAAUAUUGAAUUAUAAAUAACGAAAAACAAACAACAUACGACCAUGAUUUCUGUCCCUCCGGUGGUAGAAUAGAAGAAGUGUUGUUCUCACGUCCAAACAUAACCAUUUAUAAUUUGUCUUAAAUAUUUACACUAAGAAGCGACGAAAAUGUCUGAGCAUUCAAUUCAUGAUAUGGCAUAUCGUGGUAAAACCGCGGAUGUUAUGCGUCUUAUAAGUGAAAAUCAGAAACUGAAGACAGAGAAGGACAGCAACGGACGUAUGUUAAUACAUUGGGCUGCACUUGGAGGCCAUGAUGACCUGGUCAGAUUUUUGUUAUCCCUUGAUGUACCCGUGGAUCCUACUGACGAUAUGGAGAUGACACCGCUAAUUUUGGCAGCAUCGGCUGGACGUGAAAAAGUGGUUAAUACCUUAUUAAAAGAGGGUGCAAAUGUUAAUGCUACUACACAAACUGGCCAUUCUGCGCUCCAGUAUGCAGCAUCGAAAAAUUGGCAGACUAUUUGCGCUGCAUUGUUAGAAAAAGACGCAGACGUUAAUAUAACAGAUAAUCGCGGUGCAACGCCAUUGCACAGGGCUGCCUCAAAAGGCAAUGUUGCUAUUGUGAAACUCCUUUUGGAACAUGGAAAGGAUUUAGAAAUAGAUAGCAGAGAUUACGACGCUAAUACUGCAUUACACUUAGCAUGUGAAGAAGAUCGCGUCGACGAAGCGAAAGUGUUGCUUGAACAUGGUGCGGAUUUAUAUUUACGAAACAAAGAGAAGAAGACUCCGUUGGACAAUGCCAGUCCAGGAUUGAAGCGACAAUUGGAAGAAAUUAGGAAGAAACAAAUUGGAAUGAAUUAAAAUACGAAUUGUAUUGGUUCAGUGGUGUUCAAUCUUUGCCCGUUUUUAAGGUCAAUGACAAGCAUUUUACAGUUCAACGUUGCGAAAAAUAUUUUGUAUGAUUAAAUUAUGUACAUCAUAAUGUAAU